Messenger RNA from Mytilus trossulus (common blue mussel), 609 nucleotides. RefSeq names its product beta-1,3-galactosyltransferase 1-like. The transcript has 2 exons. The record is from RefSeq and is a predicted model, not a curated record. NCBI's taxonomy places the organism in Eukaryota, Metazoa, Mollusca, Bivalvia, Mytilida, Mytilidae. Gene Ontology annotation, cellular component: Golgi membrane. Gene Ontology annotation, molecular function: hexosyltransferase activity; UDP-glycosyltransferase activity.
AUGACAACAGGUGCAAUGAGAGUCAAAUAUAGCGUACUGUUCGGCAAGAAUGUUAAUCCACAUCCAUAUAGAUAUAUUAGACAGCCAUCUACUGUUUGUAACUUCAAUGGCUAUAACCAUGAACUAAAUUUGCUGAUCUUAGUAAAAUCAAAUGUGUUUCAAAUUGGACAUCGCAUGGCUAUCCGAGCUACGUGGGGUAACUUAACCUACAGUUCAGUUCACAUAGCAUUCUUACUUGGAUAUUCACCGGUUGUUGAAUCGUUCGUUAAGAUGGAAUAUAAUAUAUAUAAUGAUCUGAUCCAAGAGGACUUUAUUGACCAUUAUCGGAACAAUACUUUGAAAACGAUCAUGGGAUUUCACUGGGCAGUCUAUCACUGUAGGCAAGCUUAAUUCGUUUUAUUUGUAGAUGAUGACUAUUAUGUAAAUGAAUAUUCUCACAAACAUUGGCCUUCAUUCAUCAGCGGUGGGUCAAUGUUAUUGUCUAUGGACGUGGUUACAAAAUUUGCAAAUACCUUCCCGUACGUUAAAUCGAUACAUCUGGAUGAUGUGUACCUCGGAAUGGUUGCUCAAGUUCUAAAAAUAAAACUUACACAAGACAAGAGAUUUUAA